GAAACAAAAUGCAAUGUACUCUCUGGAGAAAAAGUGGAAGAAGCUGAACAACCCAGUGAUAUAGAAGAAGGAGGAUUAGAUCUCACUGUGUCACUCAAACCUGUCAGUUUCUACAUUGGGGACAAAAAGGAAAUGCUUCAACAGUGUUUCUGUGUCAUAGGGGAGAAGAAACUACAGAAGAUGCUGCCCGAUACUUUAAAGAACUGUUCCAUGGAUGAAAUCAAAAGGCUUUGCAUGGAGCAGUUGGAGCUGUUAUCUGAAAAAAAACUGUUGAAGAUACUUGAAGGCAAGAUUGGAGCUGAUUCUGAUACUGACGAGGAGGCAGAUGGAGGAGACAAGACUGGAGGUGAUUCAGUCAGUCAACAGGACAACAGUAUAGACUCAACUUCUUCUCUGAGAGAAGACAGCAAGCUGGAAGGUCAGGAGUCAAAGCAAGGCAAGGGAGAAGAUAGUGAUGUCCUCAGCAUAAAUGCAGAUGCAUAUGAUAGUGACAUAGAAGGCCCAUGCAAUGAAGAGGAUGGUCCAGAUGUGCAAGAGAGCACUGUCAGAAGUGGAGCUGGCCAGAUAGAUGACCUUCAGAAGGACAUUGAGAAGAGUGUGAAUGAGAUUCUGGGGUUGGCCGAGUCCAGCCCAAAGGAGCCCAAAGCAGCAGCCUUAGCUGUUCCUCCAUCAGAAGAUGUUCAGCCAUCAGCACAACAGCUGGAGCUUCUGGAACUUGAGAUGAGGGCCAGAGCUAUUAAGGCUCUGAUGAAAGCUGGUGAUGUAAAGAAACAUCCAUGAGACUAUUCAGAUUUCAUUUUCACUAUUUGUUUCGAAAAAGGUGAUGUCUGUUCUCUUCAGUGCUAUGUUUGGGUUGGGUGUGACAUUCCUCGUUCAGACUGUAUUGUGUAUCCUGACCUGUGGUUCAGUGGUUUUGUUGCCUUUAGUGUGCUGCUUCCAUGACAUUCACAAACAGUGGUUGAUGCUUCCCUGAGAUGAGAUGUCCUUGGGUUGGGUCACUUCCUCAGGGAGUCACACCACAUAUGGAGCUGUGCCAGGUAUCUGGUGCCUUCCAGAAAGGUUGUUGUAGAAACAUGGAAUCAUUGAAUGGUUACGGUAGGAAGAAAUUUGAGACUGCUUAAUUCUUUUUGGGGCCCAUCUCAUCAUAAUGUAGGUACUCUAAUUACAAUGUGAUGCUUUGUGUAAAAGUAUUCUCAGUUUUUAAAAUUUUAAUUCCUAAAGGGAAGGAUUUUUACCUUUCAAAUAAACAGUUGAACAUGUUAUUUUCAGAGUUAUGAAAGUGCCUGAAAGAGACAGAGCAGAGAUUAUUACACUGCCAUGUAGUUUUUGUCACUUUUCUCCACUCUUAUCUUUUGUAUUAUAACUGAAGAAAACACAGAGUUUCUUCCUAACUGGAAAGCUUUCCUUUUGAAUAUUUGGCAUAAUAUUUAAUAAAUCAAACAGUUCAGAAGACCUUGAGCUUUUAACAUUCAAUUGAUGUAGUUAUUUCAUGUCCCCUGAAAGUAGGAAAAUCCACCUAAUUUCAGUAUGCUUUAUUAGAAAAGGCAUUUAAUUUAUUUAUAAGAUUAAAAAAUAUAAAUUCUAUUUUUAUCCAUUUCAAGGUAUUCCUUUAAAAAUAAAUUGAAUUUCAGAAUUAAUUUUCAUGCUAUAAUGUCUUACAACAAUUAUUUUAAUUAUUUUACAACUAGUGCUCGUUAAAAUAUUUGUGUGUUUGUUUACACAUGCAGACAUCAAUUCUUUUUCUUUAAAGGUAUGAAGUUUACAACUGUACUGUUUGUUAAGUAAAAUAAUGUAUUAUGUAUUUUUGUUCAUGAGUUUUCCUUGGUUGUUACUUAGAAAGCCAGUUACAUGCUUUGCAACAGAAGUCGACAUAAUUUCCUCUAGUAUUGUGUAAUAUUACUGCAAACUUAAGUCUAUUCAGAUAUUAUGUCUUGAAUUCUUUUAAGGUUUAUAAUUUUCUUUAUAUUCUUUCAUUUUAUCCCUUUUCUUCCUUCUCUUUAUUCCCUUUUUUUUUACCAGUUUCUUUUUAAAUCCCUUUCUCUUGCAAGCAUCUUGUAUAUUUCUUAAGUAUGAUUGAUUUCCUCUACAACCAACAUUAUUGUAAAAUGUUAGUGCAGUGUAAAUUUGAUAAUAAACUAAAACCUUCAUUAAAUACAGCUGAUAAAAUUACAGUGUGCUUCUACUAAGUGAUGUCAGUGACCUUGGUAAAGUGCACCUGACUCUAGUGUUAUCCACAUCGUCAGCAUUUUUUCUAUUAUUUUGUAGCAAAUGGAGAUUGUAAGUGAAAAUAUGUACACACAAUUCAAAAGGUAACUUUACUGUCUCAAAAUCUGUGGGUGUUGUCUUUGGUCAAUUCCACUUAGGUGUUUGGUGAACUUGUGUUUUAUUUGAGUCUGGAGAAACUAAAGAAGUAAUCAGAGAAGGACAGGUGGCAAAACUUAGAUGUGCUGUCUUCUCUUUUACAAAGUCAUAGACUGGUGGAGCUGUGUUGGAUUUCAAAGAUACAUUUCGGUGCUGCUGUACUUAGGUCAUUAAGGCACCAAGUACCUCACCUUGCCUGCUGUGCAAGUGCAAAUCUUGCUUGCAAGGGCAUUUCCUGCAUCACCAGAAGAAGCCACGUAUAUGAAGUUUAUUCAGUGAUGUUGGAAAACAACACAUUUCAAUUGUUUAGCAACACAAAAAUACUGGUGGAAGUAAUGAUAAACUAGAAUAUAAUUGCCUUCUACUGACUACUUUAUGGAGGUGUAUGGUAUUUAUUAUUUUUCUACUGCUUUCCCAGGUCACCCUUAAAAGUUUUGUUACAUAGCACAUUGAAAGGGUGUUAUUUCAAGCUACACUACAUGUUAAAGUUAGCUAAUGCUAACUUUAACAGUAGUGUGACAGAGAUGAAACAGGUUUACUAUGCAUAUGGCAGAGAAGGUUUGUAAUUGCAGCCUAAUUAAAUUCGGAAUUGAAAGAUGAGAAGUAUUCCAAGAAAAUUCAAUUAAGCUGUUUACAAAAAAUAAAAAAAAAAAUCACGUGAAAUACUUAAUGUGAUUGGUUGCACAAGUGCUAAUUCAUUUUUAGGAUAUUGUACUGUUGCUGCUUAGGUUAAAAACAGAUCAGCUAAAUUACAUGUGUUCUUGCAUUGAUUUGUAUCACUGAAGAGAUAAAAAAAUCCAGUGUAUUUGAAAUAUUUAUUAUACAGCUGUUUUGUUUUUCUCUUUUAAAUAUCUCUGUGAUCUUUACUUGAAAAAUAAAUUUAUUAUUUCAUUUGGAAGGAGAGGCAAUUUGUAUGUAAAAUAUAUUCAAUUAUUUAUGAAAUGUUAAAAUAGUGUUACUGGGUUUUGAUCAACCAUUUUGUCAGGACACAGUUAUUAAACACUGAGUGUUGGCCAGCCUGAAAAAGAUCUUUUGAGGAGGAGGAGGGUUAACUGUGUACUAGAUGAAUAAAAAGAUUAAUGACUCUCCCACAGAGAGUCAAAAGUA
This is a messenger RNA of Zonotrichia albicollis (white-throated sparrow), 3468 nucleotides long. NCBI's taxonomy places the organism in Eukaryota, Metazoa, Chordata, Aves, Passeriformes, Passerellidae. The record is from RefSeq and is a predicted model, not a curated record.